AUGAGCGGCGCGGCGCUAUACGUCAAGGAAGACCUCCAAAUCACAUCGACCCAAGAAGAAAUCCUCGUUGGCUGCCUCAACGUAUGCUCGCUAAUCGGCUCCUUAGCCGCCGGGAAAACCUCCGACCAAAUCGGCCGGCGUUACACCAUACUCCUCGCAGCAGCCACAUUCUUCCUGGGCGCUAUCCUAAUGGGACUCGCCCCUUCCUUCCCGUAUCUCAUCGCCGGCAGGGUCGUCGCCGGAAUCGGUGUCGGAUUCUCCCUAAUGAUCGCUCCGGUCUACUCGUCGGAGCUCUCCCCUGCCUCCACCCGCGGUUUCCUCUCCUCCCUCCCAGAAGUCUUCAUCAACGUCGGAAUCCUCCUCGGCUACAUCUCGAAUUACUUCCUUGCAGGCAGCGGCCUCCCGUCGAGCCUCAAUUGGCGAGUAAUGCUCGGAUUGGCCGCAUUCCCCGCUCUCCUGGUCGGAUUCGCCGUCGUUUUCAUGCCCGAAUCGCCCCACUGGCUCGUCAUGAAGGGCCGUUUCGCCGAGGCGAAACGCGUCCUGAUCAGAACCUCCUCCUCGGAGGAAGAGGUCGAAUUGGUCGACUCGAGGAUGAACGAAAUGGUGAAGGCAAUUUCGAUGGCGGAAUUGCCGCCUUCCAGUGGGUUUUGGACCGAGCUGGUCUCGGUUCGGUCGAAGGCGAUUCGACGAAUCGUGAUCACGGCGGUCGGGGUCAAUUUCUUCAUGCAGGCUUCCGGCAACGACGCGGUGGUUUAUUACAGCCCGGAGGUGUUCAAGGUCGCCGGAAUUUCAAGCAGGAAACAACUAUUUGGAGUCACGGUGAUAAUGGGAAUAGCUAAAUCUUCUUUCGCCUUGGUUUCGGCUCUGUUUCUUGACCGGUUUGGGAGGCGACCGCUUCUGCUGCUCGGUUCGUCCGGGAUGGCAGUUUCGCUGGCUUUAUUGGGCCUGGGCUCGAAGUAUCUGGACUGGUGCGAGGAUGAAAAGCCCAUUUGGGCUGUUGUGUUCUGUGUUGUUACGGUCUGUGCUGACGUGUCGUUUUUUUCGAUUGGGCUUGGGCCGAUUACUUGGGUUUACUCGUCGGAGAUUUUCCCGACGAGGUUGCGUGCGCAAGGUUCCAGUUUGGCGAUCUCCGUUAACAGGCUGGUGAGCGGAGUGGUGGCGAUGACGUUUCUGAGCGCUUCGGAAACGGUGUCUUUUGGCUGGAUGUUUUUGGGGUUGUCGGGGGUAAUGGUAAUGGCGACGACUUUCUUCUAUUGUUACUUGCCGGAGACGAAAGGGAAGACGUUGGAGGAGAUCGGGGUUCUGUUUGAGGAUCAGGACGAUGAGCAUCGAAGGCUCAUUGUUUCUUGA
Molecule: messenger RNA, 1350 nt
Organism: Linum tenue
Lineage: Eukaryota; Viridiplantae; Streptophyta; Magnoliopsida; Malpighiales; Linaceae
Source: the annotation of a GenBank genome assembly